CUACAACAUGGCGGUUGCAUCCAUUCCUGAGACCUGGGAACUGUAAGAAGCGAAGCCCCAGGAGCUGGAGCAGCUUGGACUGUGCCAGGUCCUGGUUUCGGGGUGCCAGCCCCUCAGCCUCCCCUGCUUGGCCCAGUGGAAGAGGGCCGUAUCCCCACCGUGGGUGCACAGCCAUGGGGGUGCAAGGCUUCCAAGAGUUCGUGGAAAAGCGUUGCCCGGGGGCAGUGGUGCCCGUGGACCUCCUGAAACUGGCACGGGCUGUAGGGGGCCGUGGAGGCGGGCCCCCCGCCUACUGUACCACCUUCCACCCAUCAGCUGGCUACCCUCACCCUGCCGGGGCUGCGCCGGGGCUGGCACCCAUGGUUGGUGGUUACCCACACUCCCAACAUGCAGGAGGGUUGGCACCCCCAGCGCCAUGCCCAGCUCGGCUUCUGGUGGAUGCUGAUUCCGCUUUGCAGCGUCUGUACGGUGGCUACCAGACAGACUGGGUGUGUGGGGGCCAGUGGAACGCCAUGGUGGGUUACCUGGCUGCCCUUUCACAGGCUUGCCUCUACCAAGGUGGCCUGGAGUUAGCUGUCAUCUUCAAUGGAGGGCUUGGAAAGGAGAGGCUGCCCGAGUGGGCUAGGAAGGCUCAGGCUGAGAGACAGACAGCUCAGCUAAUCGCAGGGCAUGUGGGCAACAAAGGUACCCCGCCACCCCGAGCCUGGUUUCUUCCACCUGCCUGCUUGGGGCAUUGUGUACGUCUGGCCAUGAUUCGAUUCCGGGUUAAGGUGUUCCAGAGCCUGGAGGAUCAUCAUCAGGAAGUAGUCUCUUUCUUUCGCGAGAACGGCUUUCAUGGACUCAUUGCCCAUGACUCGGAAUACGCUCUCUGCAACAUCCCCUCCUACUAUAGUUCCCAUGCCCUGAAGCUGAGCUGGAAUGGCAAAAACCUCACCACUAACCAGUUCCUCAUGCAAGAGGUGGCCAAGCAGCUGGGUCUCAAGCUGAGCAGUUUUCCUAUAUUUGCUGCCUUGCUGGGGAACCACAUUCUUCCAGAUGAGGACUUGGCUGCCUUCCAUUGGAGUCUUCUUGGACCGGACCACCCGCUCGCUUCACUUAAGGUACGUGCCCACCAGUUGGUCCUCCCGCCCUGUGACGUGGUCAUCAAGGCUGUAUCUGAAUAUGUCGGUGCCAUCAAAAGCCCCUCUGGCUUGGAUGUAAUAGGGAGAGAUGUCUUCAAACACUCCCAGUCCAGGACUGAAGAUAAAAUUGAACGCUUCAAGAAAGCAGUAGAAUAUUAUUCAGUGGCCAUGAAAGCACCUCCUACACCAGCCGGCCAGUCCCCGUAUGUUCCCACGUUUCUGAAACUGUGUCUCGCAAGUCUGGCUGGGAGGAUCCUCCAGGUGAAAAGAUAAUGAAUCAAGGCUGGGGACAAUCACCUGGGAACACUGGCAACUCAGAAAGGACCUUGAGUGGACCCGAAUCCCACAUCCCUUCAUUGCUCUCUAUGGCAACCCGCAACCACAUGGACAUAACCACCCCGCCGUUGCCUCCUAUUGCUCCAGAAGUACUUCGAGUGGCUGAACAUAGGCAUCGACGGGGGCUUAUGUACCCUUUUAUCUACCACGUCCUUACCAAGGGUGAGAUCAAAAUCCCUGUGUGCAUCGAGGAUGAAUGUAACACUGAACUGCCGCCAGCAGUUGUCCUUUUUCGGGCCUCACGGCAGUAUGUAUACGGUGUCCUCUUCAGUGUGGCUGAGACACAACGGCGGAUGGAACGCCUGGCUGUGCGCAAGCGCAUUCCCGUGGAAACUCAUCCUGUUAUCGUUAAGGAAUGGUCAGCGUACAAAGGGAAAUCACCCCAAACUCCAGAGUUGGUCUCAGCUCUUGCUUUUCGGGAGUGGACCUGUCCCAAUCUCAAGAAGCUGUGGUUGGGCAAAGCAGUGGAAGACAAGAACCGGCGUAUGAGAGCAUUUCUGGCUUGUAUGAAAUCAGACACCCCUGGCAUGCUCAACCCUGCCAAUGUACCGACACACCUACUGCUCAUGUGUUGUGUAUUACGAUACAUGAUACAGUGGCCUGGAGGCCGGAUCCUCCACAGACACGAAUUGGAUGCUUUCUUGGCCCAGGCAGUGUCUCCUCAGCUAUAUGAACCAGAUCAGCUUCAAGAAUUGAAGAUUGAGAAACUGGAUCCCCGAGGAGUUCAGUUGGCUGCUCUGUUUAUGAGUGGAGUGGACACGGCCCUUUUGGCCAAUGAUGCUUGUGGGCAGCCUGUGCCCUGGGAGCAUUGCUGCCCAUGGAUCUACUUUGAUGGGAAACUCUUUCAAAGCAAACUGAUUAAAGCUGCACGAGAGAAGGCACCUCUGAUAGACCUCUGCGAUGGCCAGACCGAGCAGGUGUCUAAAGUAGAGAAGAUGAGGCAGAGUAUUCUGGAAGGCAUCAACCUCAACCGCCAGGCUCCUCCACCUCUUCUCCCACCUCCACCCUUCGUGCCCUCUAUGGCAGCACCUUUUUAUCCAGUGCCUCUUUACCCUCGCACUAUUGGAUCAAUGCAGCAACCAGCCCCUGGGAGGACUAGAGGCUUCACAG
Molecule: messenger RNA, 2567 nt
Organism: Thamnophis sirtalis
Lineage: Eukaryota; Metazoa; Chordata; Lepidosauria; Squamata; Natricidae
Source: RefSeq, a predicted model, not a curated record